Molecule: messenger RNA, 2301 nt
Organism: Uranotaenia lowii
Lineage: Eukaryota; Metazoa; Arthropoda; Insecta; Diptera; Culicidae
Exons: 1
Coding region: 1-2301 (766 amino acids)
Biological process (GO): DNA integration
Molecular function (GO): nucleic acid binding
Source: RefSeq, a predicted model, not a curated record
AUGGUCAUGCAGCAGCUCUGGCUACUACCAUGUGGAUGGGACGAUCCAGUGCCAGAAAGCCUACAAGAGAAGUGGAGAAAUUAUUGCCAAGAUUUGCCUAAAAUAUCCGCAUUCCGUGUUCAACGAUACGCCUUUCUGCCAAACUCCAAGGUACAACUGCAUACAUUCACCGAUGCUUCCGAAGCCGCAUACGGGGCAUGCGUUUACGCACGAUGUGCAGAUUCCAAAGGCAACGUCAGAGUUCAGCUACUCGUCUCGAAGUCCAGAGUAGCUCCACUGAAGAAAUCGAACAUUGCUCGUCUCGAAUUAUGUGCUGCAGCGCUCGGCGCUCACCUUUACGACCAUGUCAAACAAGCCCUCGAUCUAGAAAUUGAGGCUUCCCACUUUUGGACGGAUUCUACAGUUACGCUGCAUUGGCUGAAAGCUCCUCCACACAACUGGAAGACGUACGUGGCAAAUAGAGUAGCUGAGGUACAUCAUCACACCCAGGGUUCGCAGUGGCGACAUGUUCCGGGAACCGACAAUCCAGCUGACUUUGUUUCGCGUGGCAUGACUGUCGAUGAAUUACUCCGCUCUGAAUGCUGGAACAACGGACCUAACUGGUUAGCUCUACCUCCGUCAAAGUGGCCUGUAUUCGAUCUACCAGGAGCGCCUGAAGCUGCACUAGAAGCGCGACAAAUCGUAGCCACUGUUGAGAUCAAAAUUGAUAUCAACCCGCUGUUCCUACGCUACGAUUCCUACACCCGUCUGCAGAGCGUUACCGGCUAUUGCUUACGUUAUCUCUCCAACAUCCGAGCCGCUAUUAAAGCAAGAAAGAAUCUACCAUCAUCGCCCAGUCCUCCCUUCAGCAAGUCCUUAACAAUCGACGAACUGCAAAUUGCAAAAAUACGCCUCACUCGUUUAGCACAGGAAGAUGCCUUCAGCGAUGAAAUUCGGGAACUUGAAAAGGGAAAAAAUGUGUCAAGAAAGUCCUCCAUCCGGCUGCUGAAUCCUAUCCUAGACUCCGAGAGAAUAUUGAGGGUUGGAGGUAGACUAAACUUGUCCCAGUUGCCCUAUCACACCAAACACCCUGCCCUGCUCCCUAUCAAUCAUCCCUUCAGUCGCAUAAUUGCCCAAUACUACCACCUUAAGCUCCUUCACGGCGGCGGGCGCCAUUUGCUCGCUACGAUUCGCCAAGAAUUCUGGCCACUGAAUGGCCGCCGAUUGGUGCGAAGCAUUGUACGCAAUUGCUUUCGCUGCACCCGCUUGAAUCCAGAACCAGUACAACAACAAAUAGGCCAACUACCGGCACAGCGAGUAGUUCCAGGAAGACCGUUCGAAGUCACAGGCGUUGAUUAUGCCGGCCCGCUCUAUCUGAAGCCAGCACAUUCCCGAGCACCAGCGCUGAAAGCUUACAUCUGCAUUUUUGUAUGCUUCACAACGAAGGGCGUCCACAUAGAGCUCGCUAGCGAUUUGUCUACCCACACAUUCCUGAAUGCUCUUCGCCGUUUCAUCGCCCGACGCGGCAAGCCUGCCCACCUACACUCCGACAAUGGGAAAAACUUCGAGGGUGCAAAAAAUGAGCUCAUCGAACUGUACCGGAUGCUGAACAACACGAAAGACCGGGACCAAAUCGAGAACGUCUGCGCCUCCGAAGGAAUACAGUGGCACCUUACUCCCCCGAAAGCCCCACACUUCGACGGAUUGUGGGAGGCGGCAGUGAAGGUCGCCAAGAAGCAUUUGUUUCGCCAGCUCGGGCCCACCAAACUAUCGUUCGAGGACAUGGCAACCGUACUGGCAGAAAUCGAAUCCAUAAUGAAUUCACGCCCACUGCUCCCGAUUACUGAUGAUCCAGAAGACCUCGACAUCCUUACGCCCUCGCACUUUCUCAUCGGAACCACAGCGACAGCCUUGCCCGACCCAGACGUCUCCACCGUUCCUGUUAACCGGCUAACCCACUAUCAGCAGCUCCAGCAGCACGUCCAGCAGUUUUGGGUCCGUUGGCGAGACGAGUAUUUGGCCGAGCUUCAGCGAGAUUCCAGGCACCGUAGCAGAAACGACGAAAUCACUCCGGGACGAAUGGUCAUCGUAGUAGACGAGUUGCAGGCCCCCCUCAGGUGGCCACUUGCGAGAAUCACAGCAGUCCGACCAGGAAAAGACAACAUCGUCCGGGUUGUCUCACUUCGCACAGCAAAGGGAAUCAUCACACGACCAGUCACCAAAAUCUGCUUGCUGCCGUUCUCCGAUGCCACCACCGACGCAGAAGGAUGUCCAGCAACCAGCAACCCACCAGCGAAAGAGUUAGCAGCGAAUUUAGUGUAG